This is a messenger RNA of Lobosporangium transversale, 2035 nucleotides long. RefSeq lists its product as hypothetical. The transcript has a single exon. NCBI's taxonomy places the organism in Eukaryota, Fungi, Mortierellomycota, Mortierellomycetes, Mortierellales, Mortierellaceae. Gene Ontology annotation, molecular function: UDP-glucose 4-epimerase activity. Gene Ontology annotation, biological process: beta-D-galactose catabolic process via UDP-galactose, Leloir pathway. The coding region runs from base 275 to 1606 and encodes 443 amino acids. The record is from RefSeq and is a predicted model, not a curated record. Gene Ontology annotation, cellular component: cytosol.
UUUUUUUUUUCCAUUUUGUUUAGUACUUAUCACUCUAUUGUCUUAUUAUAAUAUUUUAUUUACUUUGUGUCCCUUUAUAAAUUUAAUCUCAUUAUUUAUUUAUUUUUUUUUGCCCUGCACACCACGCGAGAACUCUUUCUCUUUCUUUCUCUUACUUCGUCUUUUCCUACAUCCUUUACUCGUUUUUUCUUGUCCUGCUGGCCAGGACAAUAUCAUUUACUUUUAUACUUAAUCACUGUUUUACACAACACCCACUCUUCUUUAUCACAAGUCAAUGACCAUGCCACAUCGCUCAGAAGACGAGAAUACUAUCUUGGUCACUGGCGGCGCCGGUUUCAUUGGUUCGCACACUGUCGUUGAACUCUUGUCCCAGAACAAGCGACUGGUCAUUAUCGAUAACCUCUGCAACUCUUCAGAAGAAGCCCUGCACCGUGCCAAGAUCUUGGCUAAUAACCGAGGCUCUCUGGUCUUUCACAACGUCGACAUUCUUGAUGCUCAUGCAUUGGAACGGGUGUUUGAACAAUAUAAAUUCUCAGCCUGUAUUCACUUUGCGGGAUUGAAGGCCGUCGGUGAAUCUGCCCAAAUUCCAUUGGGAUACUAUCAAACCAAUGUUACUGGCACUCUUAAUGUUAUUCAGCUUCUUCAAAAAUACAACUGCCGGAACUUCAUCUUUUCUUCAUCUGCCACUGUCUAUGGUUUGCCUAUCUCUGAUGAGCCCAUCAAGGAGGAUGCACCCACUGGAGCGUUGAACCCUUACGGACGCACUAAACAGUACAUUGAAGAAAUUCUUGUUGACAUUGCUGCUAGUGAACCUAAUAUGUGGAACAUUGUCCUUCUUCGCUAUUUCAACCCUGUUGGUGCUCAUGCCUCAGGCUUGAUUGGCGAAGAUCCCAAUGGCAUUCCCAACAACCUAAUGCCUUUUGUUGCUCAAGUCGCCAUCGGUCGCCGACCAACUAUCAAUGUCUUUGGAGCUGAUUAUGAUACAAAAGACGGCACAGGAGUCCGGGACUACAUCCAUAUUGUGGACUUGGCUAAAGGACAUGUCGCUGCCCUGAAUAAGAUUGAUUCCAUGGUAUCCGCAAAGACUCCUGUGGGUUGUGUAGCUUACAACCUUGGAUCGGGUGUAGGCUACUCUGUCAUGGACAUGAUCCAUACCAUGUCCAAAGCCGUCGGUCGAGCUCUCCCUUACAAGAUUGUUGAUAGGAGGAAAGGAGAUGUCGGUAGUGUGAUUGCAGACCCCUCACUGGCAGCCAGGGAUCUUGGCUGGAAGGCAGAAAAGACGUUGCAGGACAUGUGUGACGAUUUGUGGCGCUGGCAAACACAAAAUCCUGAUGGUUAUGCUUCUAUGAAUGGAGGAUCAUCGCCUGGUACACCCACGCCCGCAUCACGAUCAUCUGUUGAAACGCUUCCAACAACACUCCUACCCAUUAUCGCCUCUGUUCCCAAGGCUCCUUUCAAACCCAUUGUACUCGACAUUAGUGCUAACACAGCACCAACCCUUGUCAUGCCCUUCUCACCCUCCAGCUCAUCAUCUAGUUCACCAUCCAUCUCACCGUCCGUUUCACCAGCUCCAGGACCCACCACCAACACAGCUACAACCUUCUAGAAUCUUUGGAAUCUUUGGAAUUCUUUGAAAAAAUGAGUCUUGGCGAGAAAUAAUCAAGAAAUAGGGUGAUAUGAUGACUGCCUUGGCUGAGACAACAAAUAGAAAUCCAUUAUCGACUCUCUCUUUCUCUCUCUUCUUGACCCUGCUUAUCAAUCAUGAAAUAACAAGACAAUUUAGAAAAAAUAGAAAGAAAAAAGAAAAAAGAGAAAAGAGAAAAAAAAAGGAAUAUGGGAACUAUUCAAUAGACGCAAUUAGAUCUUUAUUUAAUGUCUAUAGACUUCAUGUUGCGCACGUAUUCAUUCACACAAUCUACUCAGUUCGCCAGGCUUUUAAAAAGAUAGAACCCUUCUUACCCAGCAUUUGUCAUUAAUCGCUUUCAUACCAAUAAUAUUAUUCUACUAAUAAUAAUAGCACUAGUAAAAACAUAAC